AUGCCAACCCGCUUUAAGAAGACUCGUCACCAGCGUGGUUCCACGUUCUGCGGCUAUGGUCGCGUUGGCAAGCACCGCAAGCAUCCCUCCGGGCGCGGUAACGCCGGUGGCCAGCACCACCACCGCAUCAACUUUGACAAGUACCACCCCGGAUACUUCGGCAAGUGCGGCAUGAACCACUACCACCUGAAGAAGAACGCUCUGUGGAAGCCGACGAUCAACCUGAACAACAUCACGAAGUUGAUCGCCAAGGAUGAGGCGCUGAAGGCGAAGAAGGGAGAGGCCUUGCCCGUUGUUGAUCUCCUGGCAAACGGGUACUCGAAGCUGCUUGGCAACGGCCACCUGCAGGCCCCUUGCAUUGUGAAGGCCCGCUGGGUGAGCAAGCUUGCCGACAAGAAGAUUCGCAAGGCUGGUGGUGCCGUGGUG
Molecule: messenger RNA, 426 nt
Organism: Trypanosoma conorhini
Lineage: Eukaryota; Euglenozoa; Kinetoplastea; Trypanosomatida; Trypanosomatidae
Product: 60S ribosomal protein L27A/L29
Exons: 1
Biological process (GO): translation
Cellular component (GO): cytosolic large ribosomal subunit
Molecular function (GO): structural constituent of ribosome
Source: RefSeq, a predicted model, not a curated record